AUGGCGCAAGGUAUGCUUUCAGGUCAUGUGUUUCAGGUUGCAGCAAUGUACCGUGUCAGUAAGUCAUGGAGACAAUCUCCUAUUUACCUGCUCAUCUUGAUCUUCUCGCUCACCUCGUUGCUCAGCAUAUCCUUGGCUCUACCCCUCACAGCUGCUCCACUCUUCAAGGACACACCUUUUGCAGCCAUAUGGAAUGCACCUACUAAAGUGUGCAAAGAACACAAAAUCGCUUUGGACUUUUCUGCAUUCCAGGCAGUGACCACACCAGCCAACAUCCCUGAUCAGUUACUUGUCCUCUUCUAUUACAAUCGGCUUGGGCUGUACCCUUACGUAGACACCUCCACCGGGAAGCAAUAUAAUGGAGGUAUUCCCCAGAAUGGGAACCUGAUGGCCAGCCUUGAAAAAGCCCUGCAUGACAUAAACUACUACAUUCCUGAGUUUACCCUUGGCUUGGCUGUAAUUGAUUGGGAGUCUUGGCGUCCACUGUGGGCAAGAGACUGGGACUCCUUAGACAUCUAUCGGAGUCUGUCCAUUCAGUAUGCUAAAGAGAAAGACCCAUCACUGUCCUCUAAUAAGGCUGUUGAUGUUGCCAAGGAACAGUUUCAAAAAGCAGCCCGUGCUUACAUGGAACUGACAGUGCAGCUGGGAAAUAACAUACGGCCAAAGUACCUCUGGGGCUACUAUUUGUAUCCAGAUUGCUACAACUAUGGCUGGGAUAAACCAGGGUACACGGGAGAAUGCCCACAGCGUGAACAAAUUCUUAAUAAUGAGCUCCUUUGGCUUUGGGAAUCCAGUACAGCUUUGUACCCCUCUGCAUACUUGUCAAUCGGCCAGAAGGGAAAGACCAGCACGACUCUUUUUGUCAGAGGUCGGGUGAAGGAAGCUGUGAGGGUGUCUGCUCUCCCAAGGAAAAACUACACUGACCCCAUUUACACCUACCUCCGCCCUGUGUUCCAUGAUCAGAACAAUGUCUACCUGGGCGAGGUGGAUCUAGUGAGCACUAUUGGGGAGAGUGCAGCUUUAGGCGCAUCAGGGGCUAUACUCUGGGGAGCAAGUGCUGACUUUGACACCAAGGCCUCAUGUGAAGCAUUGGCUGCUUACUUGCCCUCUACCCUUAACCCAUAUGUAGCCAACGUAACUGCAGCAGCAAAGCUCUGCAGUGAUACUCUGUGCCAGAGUAAUGGGCGCUGUGUCCGCAAGAACCCCAACUCGAACGUCUACCUUCACCUGAACCCAGAUCACUUCAAUAUUCAGGAGCAUGAUGGGAAAUACCUAGCUAUUGGUGUGCCUUCUCUAGAUGACCUUAAUGUCUUUGUAGAUGGGUUUACCUGUCAGUGCUAUGAGGGUUAUAAAUGCUCUACCAGCAUAUCCAUUUCUGUUCCCCAAACUCAAAUAGUUAUUCAAGUGUAA
Molecule: messenger RNA, 1410 nt
Organism: Electrophorus electricus (electric eel)
Lineage: Eukaryota; Metazoa; Chordata; Actinopteri; Gymnotiformes; Gymnotidae
Product: hyaluronidase PH-20-like
Biological process (GO): hyaluronan catabolic process; carbohydrate metabolic process
Cellular component (GO): acrosomal vesicle
Molecular function (GO): hyalurononglucosaminidase activity
Source: RefSeq, a predicted model, not a curated record